Molecule: messenger RNA, 1025 nt
Organism: Anoplophora glabripennis (Asian longhorned beetle)
Lineage: Eukaryota; Metazoa; Arthropoda; Insecta; Coleoptera; Cerambycidae
Product: pyrimidine-specific ribonucleoside hydrolase RihA
Exons: 5
Coding region: 31-975 (314 amino acids)
Molecular function (GO): hydrolase activity, hydrolyzing N-glycosyl compounds
Source: RefSeq, a predicted model, not a curated record
UAUUGGUAUUUAAACUAAAUCGGAAAAAACAUGAAUAAAAAUAAUAGCAAAAGAAUUAUAAUCGACGUAGAUGCAGGAACCGAUGACUAUCUUGCCUUGUUACUACUUUUAUAUGGCGAAAGAAAUGGUAAAGUUAAAAUAGAAGCUAUUUGUUGUUCAAUGGGUAACACUUCUCUUGAAAAUGUGGUGAAAAAUGUAGUACGAUUGCUUGAAACUGUAGGUAGAACAGAUAUUCCUGUUUAUAAAGGAGCCAAUAAACAGCUUAUACUUCCUAAACAUCCAGUUGAUCAAUUUCAUGGUAAAGACGGUUUUGGUGAUUUACACCAUGAUAAAGAUCCGGAUUUAUCCUUAGUGGAGCAGAUUCCAGUUUCCAUUGCAUUACACCAUAUAAUCAGUAGUAAUCCCAAUGAAAUAUAUUUAAUUUGUGUGGGUCCUCUAACAAAUUUAGCUUUAGCUUUAAAAUUAUAUGAUGACUUAUAUUCUAAAAUUAAAGAAGUCUGGAUAAUGGGAGGUAAUGUGACGGCCGUUGGAAAUGUAACUUCAGCUGCAGAAUAUAAUUUUUACAUCGAUCCAGAGGCAGCUUACAUAACACUUGAAUGCUUAAAAUGUCCUAUUUUUAUUCUCCCUUGGGAACCAUGUUUACUGCCACAAAUUCCUUUUGAAUGGAGAUACAAUGUUUUGUCCGAUAAAACCCCAGAAAUGGAACUCUUAACCAGAGCGGAAAAAAAAAUUUAUGCAAAUAAUUUUAAAUUCUGGUUACCUUGCGAUGCUUUUCUCGUUUUUUGUUUUCUGAAUCCUAAAAAACACAUCAUUAAGCAAAGUAUUCAUCAUGCGACCGUGGAAUUAUAUAGUUCAUACACCAGAGGUCAAGUUGUUUUAGAUCAUUUAAAAAACAAAUUGCCUAAUGUAACUAUCGUUGAAAUGCUUGAUGGUGAAUUGUUUAAGGAAUAUAUUCUAAAAGCUACCUCUUCAUAAUGAUAUAAAACUAUGUUUAAAUAAAAUAUUUUUAUUAGCUUGUUUUAACA